AGAUUCCAGCAGAACAAUUGUGUCAAUUGUGUUUUUGGCUUUAUUCACUUUCAUAUGGCCAAGUAGAGUUGCGCUGGUCUAGUUACGGGUGUCUCUGCUUCUAGUGGUCUCUGCUGUUCUGUUUUUGUUUCACAGAAAACGUGCAGCUGGAAUUUCCUUCAUGGGGUUUAAGGUAGCAUAGGAGCUCCAAAUAUCAAAAUUCCAAAGUUGAGUUUUGGAAAAGCAAGAGUUGAUAAUUUAAAAAUGAAUAAUGUAAGAAUAUGGAUGAGGCAAAGACAACUGCAAUAUACCGCCCAGGUAAGACGCUCAAAGAAGGUAUUCAGCAUUGGUAGUGGUCAAGCUUUGGAAUCCCAGGCUACUACAAAUUUAGCAGAUGAUUCUGAAGAGACUAAAAUGUCUGUUUUGACUAGCCAGCUUAUUCCAAAUUCAUCUGGGGUGGAAUCUUUGGUCAGAGAUAUAUGCAAUACAACUUCAAUUGCAGAGUUUGAAUUAAAACUUGGUGGAUUUCGGCUAUACAUAGUGAGGGACUUGGCGGGAAAAAGUGAACAUCCACCUGCGAUCCCAAGUCCUCCUCCUGUCAGUGUCAGCACCAAUAGAACUGUUGAAGCAACUGACUCAAAUGGGGCUGUUUCUUCACCUUCUUUAGCUGUCACCAAACCACUAUCUUCUUCAGGGAGAAUCCAAUCCUUACUUGAUAAAGCUGCAAAUGAAGGCUUGGUGAUGCUUCAGUCUCCGAAGGUAGGUUUCUUCAGGAGAUCACGAACCAUAAAGGGGAAGCGUGCUCCACCAUCGUGUAAUGAGGGGCAAAUAGUGAAGGAGGGCCAGGUUCUUUGCUACAUUGAACAACUAGGUGGUGAAAUUCCAACGGAGUCGAAUGUGUCCGGGGAGGUCAUAAAAAUUCUAAGAGAGGAUGGUGAUCCCGUAGGAUAUGGUGAUGCUCUUUUCGCACUACUCCCUUCUUUUCCGGGGAUAAAGAAGCUUCAGUAGAUAAUUUAGUUAAUUUGAUUGCUAUCCAAUCAUGGUGCUUAAUAGUUUAUCACAGAUGUAAGCUUUUAAUAGAAUGAAUACCACAUGACUCUAGCUAGCUCUAGCAUUCCUCCAGUGGUACGAGGAUUUAUUUAAAAAAUAAAAAUAAAAGCUCGAUCAAAGCAAAAUUUUCAUGUGAUCGACGAAUUUUUUAGUUGGAGAAACUAUUUCUUUAUUGGUUGUAAUUAAAAUUAAAAAUUAUUAUUAAAUCAAAUAAUUUUAUA
Durio zibethinus is the source of this 1250-nucleotide messenger RNA. RefSeq lists its product as uncharacterized. The record is from RefSeq and is a predicted model, not a curated record. Lineage: Eukaryota; Viridiplantae; Streptophyta; Magnoliopsida; Malvales; Malvaceae.